Molecule: messenger RNA, 248 nt
Organism: Racocetra persica
Lineage: Eukaryota; Fungi; Glomeromycota; Glomeromycetes; Diversisporales; Gigasporaceae
Source: the annotation of a GenBank genome assembly
CCAAUAAGGAAAAUACUAAGCCUCAACCCAUUAGCACUAUUACUUCUGUUAAAUACUAUAUUAAUAUCCAAGAUUAUACUUAUCCUGCUAUUAUUGAUAGUGGAGCCUCUGUCAGUAAGAUCUCACACCAAACUGUAAAGAAAUUAGGCCUUAAAAUUGAGAAGCCAUCAAAAAGUCUUAUUGUCGCUACUACUAGCACCACCUCCAGACCUCUUGAAAUUAUUAGAAAUUUGCCUAUUAGGAUCUAA